AUGAGCAAGUUGGGCACUUUAAUUCCUAAUCCAGGCUCUUUCGCUGUGCUCACUGUCGAUCCUGUGGCCUCCGUAGACUAUCUGGAAGACCCUGAAGCCACCGCCGCCAGCGCCCAACUUGUCUGCAAGGAUUAUCUGAUAUGUGCUGUCUCGAUUCGGACGAUCUUCAGUCCUCUGGCAGCGUUUCGCCAAGAACAUGUGUUAUUUGUUCAACAAGGCUUACCGCAAGACUUUCCUACCCAACUGGUCGACGCUAGCAUGUCGAUUCCAAUUGCCCCCCAGAACUACACUGUUCACGAUCAUCCGUCCAAGCGGGAACCACUCCAGAUGGCGACCAAUCCGUUCCCAUUCUCAGACUGCUAUUUGUCUGCCUUUGCAGCCGCUCAUGUACGGACCGCAAACGUCGCAGUCACGGAGCCCAUUAUCUGCGAGCUUGUUAAGGCGGAGCGAAUGCGUGCCAUGUACAUAACGGAGGAGGAUUAUGAGCUGCGUCUUGAUCGUCUCCAGGCGCAAGGGAAGAAAGAAGAAGAAGCGGUUGAUGAAGGAGAGAAGCAUGAAACGGCCCCAGAACACGAUACCGCCAGUGAGAUGCAUGGUGGUAAUCAAGCACUAUCCGAGGAUGAACCAAUGGACGAAGCGGAAGCGCUCGCCAUUUUUCGUGGCUUGCUGUCGGACGAACCCCCAGAGCACCUCCCCGCUGUCAGGUUCACCUACGACCUCUCUCGUGUUAAAGAAAUCAACGAUCCCCGUGGAUUCUGGGAGGAACUGGACAAGAUCGCCAAAGUGGUCAAAGCCUCCCAGGCAAGAAGGGAAGCGGACAAGGUUGCUAUUGCUGAGAAGGAUGCAGCGCGUUACGAUAGUCGAAUGGCCGAGCUAUUGGAAAACCACCAAGCUUCGAAGAUGGAUGGUCUCCGCAUACCACGAAUCUUAUCUCGUGGUGUUACUCGUGUCAAAUCGCUGUUGCGUCGUAUACUUUGCAUGUCUCCCGCCUCUCACACUACAUGA
Messenger RNA from Mycena indigotica, 1005 nucleotides. RefSeq lists its product as uncharacterized. The transcript is spliced from 4 exons. The record is from RefSeq and is a predicted model, not a curated record. Bases 1 to 1005 code for a protein of 334 amino acids. NCBI's taxonomy places the organism in Eukaryota, Fungi, Basidiomycota, Agaricomycetes, Agaricales, Mycenaceae.